AGCCGCCGCGCGCGGCCACGGUCCCUCCGCUCAACCCGAUGCCGCAGCCGGCGCAGCCCGAGCCCGAGCCGCCGCAGCCCGGCGGCGAGACGCCGCCCAUCCACCGCCUCCUCGAGCUGAUCAAGUCCGAGCCCGACCCCGCCUCCGCGCUCGCCCACCUGGAGCUCCUCGUCUCCACCUGGCCGGCGUACACCCCGCCCCAGCCGCUCCUCUUCCACCUGCUGCGCCGCCUCGCCACCUCCGCCCCGGCCCGCCUCCCGCGCCUCCUCGGCCUCCUCCCGAGCCUCCGCCACCGCCCGCGCUUCUCCGAGCCCGCCGCGCUCGUCGUCCUCUCCGCCUUCUCCCGCGCGCUCAUGCCCGACGCCGCGCUCGCCGCCUUCCGCCGCCUCCCUGCCUUCCUCGGCUGCAACCCGGGCGUCCGCUCCCAUAACGCCCUCCUCGACGCUCUCGUGCGGGCCCGUCGCUUCUCUGACGCCGACGCCUUCUUCACGUCCCUCUCUCAUGGCGCCUUCGGGCGCCGCAUUGCCCCCAACCUCCAGACUUACAACAUCAUCCUCCGCUCCCUCUGCGGACGUGGGGACCUCGACCGAGCUCUGAUGCUCUUCGACUCCCUUCGCCGUCGCGGCGUUGCUCCGGACCGCGUCACCUACUCCACUCUCAUGUCUGGGCUUGUCAAACACAGCCGCUUGGACAUGGCACUUUACCUGCUUGACGAAAUGCCGACCUAUGAAGUGCAGCCUGACGCGGUUUGUUACAAUGCAGUGCUCCGAGGGUGUUUCGGGAAUGGUGAAUUUGAGAAAGCUAUGCGGGUGUGGGAGCAGCUGGUGAGAGAUCCUGGUGCAAGUCCCAACCAAUCCACUUACAAUGCGAUGCUUGAUGGCUUGUGUAAACUUGGGAGGUUUAAGGAGGCGGGUGAGGUAUGGGAGAGGAUGAUUGCAAAUAAUCACCAAGUCGGCAUGAUUACCUAUGGGAUUCUGAUUCAUGGUUUGUGCCGGUCACGGGAUGUGGAUGGUGCAGCAAGGGUAUAUUCAGAGAUGAUCAAGACCGGGCUUGUUCCUGAUGUUGCCAUAUAUAAUUCACUCAUCAAGGGGUUCUGCCAAGCUGGGAGAGUAGGAGAGGCUUGGAAAUUCUGGGACUCUACCAGUGUUUCUGGCAUCCGUAAUGUGAUAACUUAUAAUAUAAUGCUGAAGGGGCUCUUUGAUGGUGGCAUGGUCGAUGAAGCUAGAGAAUUGUGGGAGCUAUUGGAGAAAGACACUUCGUCCUCUCCUGACAUGGUGAGUUUUGGCACUGUGAUCCAUGGGUUAUGUGAGAAAGGCUUUGCUAACAAGGCACUUCAAAUCUUAGUGGAAGCACAGACCAGUGGUAAAAAAUUAGAUGCAUUCUCAUAUUCAUCCAUGAUAAGUGGACUGUGCAAGGAUGGGAGACUAGACGAUGCAGUUAAGUUAUAUGAAAAGAUAUCUAUGGAUGGCUGCAAACUGAAUCCUCAUAUUUACAAUGCACUAAUAAAAGGGUUCUGCCAAGCAUCUAAGUUUAGUGAUGCUGUAAGAAUAUACAGUGAGAUGGCAAACAAUGGUUGUUCUCCUACUGUCAUCACUUACAACACUCUAAUAGAUGGACUAUGUAAGGCUGAAAAGUAUCAAGAUGCUUCAAGCUUUACAAAGGAAAUGUUGGAGAAAGGUUGUAAACUAGAUGUCAAUACUUAUGCUUCAUUGAUUCGUGGCCUUUGUAGAGACAAAAAGGUUGAUGCUGCCAUUGCUCUGUGGAAUCAAAUUCUUGAUAAGGGUCUUCAGGCAGAUGUCAUGAUGCACAACAUCUUAAUCCAUGGUCUUUGUUCUGCUGGGAAAGUAGAUGAAGCUUCGCGUCUUCUCUCUGAGAUGAAAGAGAAGAACAACUGCCGCCCAAAUUUAGUGACCUAUAACACACUCAUGGAUGGAUUUUAUGAAAUGGGUUGUUUUGACAAAGCAGCGUCUCUGUGGACAGCUAUUUUAGAAAAUGGUUUGGUACCCGAUAUAAUUUCAUAUAAUACAAGAAUUAAGGGUCUAUGCUCUUGUUACAGAACACCCGAGGGUGUCCAAUUGUUGGAUGAGGUGCUUGCACAAGGAAUUGUACCAACAGCCAUCACAUGGAAUAUACUGGUCAGAGCUGUCAUCAAAUAUGGACCUAUUCAAAUAUGAUCGUUUAGAAUUUCUCUUGCUUUAGUGGUGAUAUAUCCUGUUCAAAGAUGACCUUAACAAAUCAGGCUAAUGGAAAUUCGACUCAGAGCACCUGAACAAACCAGGCAAGCUUUCUACAUUACCCUCGAGGCAUCUCGAUGACAUCUAAGACAGAGUAUUACCUUCUGCUAAGGCCAAUCUACACCUUCAAUAAGGGGAGCCUUGGCGCAGUGGUAAAAGCUGCUGCUUGUGAUCAUGAGGUCACGGGUUCAAGUCCUGGAAACAGCCUCUUGCAGCAAUGUAGGGAAAGGCUGCGUACUAAAGACCCAAAGUGGUCGGACCCUGUGCAAGCGGGAGCUACAUGCACCAGGUUGCCCUUUUUUAAGCUACACCUUCAACAAUAUGGUCUAUUGUAAAGAUUAUAUCCAUUAAAAUUAAUCUUUUGGUGGUGAUGUACCCUGUCCAUAAAUGACCUGAGCAACCAGGCAAGUGAAAGUUAGAGCAAUACCCUCCAUUUCGCCUUGGCGUUGCAAAGACGGCACUCACAAUUGUAUCAUGGAGUGUUACCAUCAGCCAAGAGCUCUUUCAUUGCUCUCUUUUCAGCCUCUGGUGGUGAUGUACCCUGUUCAUAAAUGACCUGAGGAACCAGGCGAGUGAAAAUUGGAGCGACAUCCCUCCACUUCACCUCAGAUGUUGCAAAGACUGCACUCACAAUUGUAAUGGGUUUUGACAUCAGCCCUAGGCGAUCAACAAAUUAACCCAGAGCAGCAACCUUCUGUCACUCUACCCAGUUGUUGCAAAGGCAGCAUCUGGUCCUGGAAAUGUAAGACUGAGCAUUGGUACCAGUCCAAGGUAAAUGCUCAUUUGAGCGUUGAUCCUGCACUCUCUUUUGUUAUCUCUUCUAAUACUCUUAACCUCUUUUAAUUGAAAUUUGAGUAACUUGACGUGUUGUGUGCAUCAAAAUUGUAACUUCGUUACAUGGUUUUGGCUUUGAAAGUUAUA
Triticum dicoccoides is the source of this 3155-nucleotide messenger RNA. Its product is annotated as pentatricopeptide repeat-containing protein At3g09060-like. The coding region runs from base 39 to 2174 and encodes 711 amino acids. The record is from RefSeq and is a predicted model, not a curated record. The transcript is spliced from 6 exons. NCBI's taxonomy places the organism in Eukaryota, Viridiplantae, Streptophyta, Magnoliopsida, Poales, Poaceae. Gene Ontology annotation, molecular function: protein binding; mRNA binding.